CCACCAACAAUUUCGGAUUCCCACCUCUCCUCUCCACGGAAUCAGGCAAAGCAACCGCCCGGCCCCGCUCCCGCGCGCCGCAGGCAGGCAGGCGGUGAUGGCCGUGGCGUGCGCGCCGCUCGCGGCGGGCGGGUGGGAGGCCGGCACCGGGCUCGCGCUCGGGGGCCUGUUCACGGAGGCGGAGCUGGCGGCGGCGGACCUGCUCGUGCAGCUCAGCGGCGGCGGGGGCGACGAGGCGCCGUCGGAGUCGGGGUCGCCGCGGUCGGUGAACACGUGCGCGGGCGGCGCCGCGGCGUGGGAGGAGGAGGAGCGGGAGGAGGCGGGUGGUCUCGAGCUGGACAGGAGGACGAGGAAGAGGUACCGCCUGGUGUCGGAGCUCUACGGCGCCACCAGGCCCGUGGCCGGCGCCGGCGCGGGCAGCGCCAGGAAGAGGAAGCGGGGUCACGGGCCGCAGGCGCAGGCGGAGAUGACGAUGAGGCAUGGAAAUGACGAGGAUGAAAAAGCGGAGGCUCCCACAUUCUCCUCUAGAUACGACACAUACCAGAGUUGUCAUGGAAUGCGCAGCUGUAGGUGGUGGUGAUUGAUAGUACCGAACUUUUCAAGGGAGAUGGUUCCAAGUGAAGGGUGCCUCAUGUGGUUUUUUAGGACUUGUUUUUUGGACAUUGCAUGUGACAGUUAAUCGUGACUAAUAUAUGUACAAAUGCAUAGUCACCACCCAACUAUGUGUAUAUGAUUGGAUUCAGUAAUCCAUAUAACCCUUUCAUUUCAGUAAUCCAGUAUUUUUUUGUGGUGUUUCUGGUGAAUCGUUUAUUUUUUAGGGAACACACUUGUACAUGCUUGGAUUUAAUAAGAGGGAGAUCCAGUUACAGUAUUUCUUUUAUGUACAUC
Messenger RNA from Panicum virgatum (switchgrass), 888 nucleotides. RefSeq lists its product as uncharacterized. The coding region runs from base 98 to 580 and encodes 160 amino acids. The transcript is spliced from 2 exons. The record is from RefSeq and is a predicted model, not a curated record. NCBI's taxonomy places the organism in Eukaryota, Viridiplantae, Streptophyta, Magnoliopsida, Poales, Poaceae.